AUGUUUCGCUGGUCAGAUUUAACGAGGCCCAACGGUCAACCACCAUCUGCUUUGACAACAGGUCUUCUUGCGUUCCUGCUUUUACUAUUUUGCUUGAACAAGGUGAUCCCUAUCAAUGAUGCGAUGAGUUUGUCGCCUAAAGGGAUUUUCAAUCCCGGCAGAUUGUCGAACUAUCCACUGGCACAUCUGUCUUUGUUUCAUCUGUUCUUCAAUGCGUUCUCCCUGGUUGGGCCGUUGAAUGUCUUCGAAUCCCAGCAUGGCACAGUACACACCGGGGUGGUUCUCAACCUCACUGCUGUCAUGACAGGACUACUCUACUGCUUAUUUGGCAAGCUGUUUUACCCAGAUACCAGCAUUGCUGGUGCAAGCGGUUGGUGUUUUACGUUCUUCGGGUACUUCAGCUAUAAGGAAUCUGCUAUUAGCCCUAGGUACCACAUACCAAAUUCCAAUUUUGCGUUUCCCACGGUUCUAGCUCCGAUGGUGUUGCUGAUCCUGAUCUCGAUCCUCGUGCCUGGUGUCAGUUUCUGGGGCCACUUCUUCGCUCUGAUGGUCGGAUACUUCCUUGGUGCCAAAGAGAAGGCAUUCCGCAAGAUCAUGCCACCAAGCUGGAUCAUCGAAAAGAUCGAGGAUAAAGCUGAGCCGCUGAUCCGCCUGAUCCCAUCUUGGGUCAAGUUCUAUCGGGAAAAGGACAUGACCGAGCGAGACGUCGCAAAAUACACUUCGCUGUUUGCUCCACACGACCCAUUGCCCUUACACAACGCUGUCGAGACGCAGCCUUCAGGCGGUAGGGUUCUUGGUACUGCCUGA
Torulaspora globosa is the source of this 807-nucleotide messenger RNA. It is a transcript of the gene RBD2, whose product is annotated as putative rhomboid protease RBD2. The transcript has a single exon. The coding region runs from base 1 to 807 and encodes 268 amino acids. The record is from RefSeq and is a predicted model, not a curated record. Lineage: Eukaryota; Fungi; Ascomycota; Saccharomycetes; Saccharomycetales; Saccharomycetaceae. Gene Ontology annotation, cellular component: membrane. Gene Ontology annotation, molecular function: serine-type endopeptidase activity.